CCUACGUCCAGUUUUUACACUGUCAUGCACAGCCUCCUGCCUUGCUGUCUUGCUUCCGAUCUAUGACACACACAACUCACAACUGACUGCAUUUCACACAUGACUGCAGUUCACACACAUACACAUCCAUCCAUCAACACGAGCACACCAACUAGUAGACACCACUCCUGUGGUGGUUUCUGGCGGCUUCGCGCCGCUGACGCUUCUGGAGAAACUCCUGCACACGCACACAUACAGCAGAUAUCCAUCCAUCCAUCCAUGGGCCGAGGUGAACUGCACUGCAUGAGAUGGCGGCUUACGUGGAAAUCGAACGGUUUCCUGUGUCUCUCCUCAACCAUCUGGUCCAGUACAUCGACCUGACUGCCCGACCACGUCGACGAAAAAGAACCGAUGUUAAACCAUCCUGACAUCACACACAUAUACACAAAGCGACAGAUAAGGAUGCAUCGUUUCUCUCCAUCUCCCCGCACCCCACCCCAGGUGUACCACUUUUUUGUUGCCUUGCCGCGUUGGACUCCUCCAUGGCCUUCUGGUUCAUCUCGACUUGGUUGAGGUGGUCGCGCAUCUCCUUGAUCUGCUGACUGAGGUUGUCGAAGAGCAGCCGUAUCUUGUAAUACGCCUCCUCGCCCUCGUCGCUCGACUGCACUGUCGCCUCACUCUCGACCGACUCACUGUCAGCGGCAGCCGAUAUAUCCUGGUAGCUACUCGUUGCUGCUGCUGCUGUGUGCCUGGCCGUGUGGGCAUCCCUCUGCCACCCCUCAGCUACAUCCUUGUAGUGCUCCAGCUCCUCCGUCUGCUGCUGCAGGGCCUCUUUGACCGACGAUAGCUCCAUGACGAGCCGCCCGCUCAUCAUCUUCAUCUGCGUCAGCUCGUCCGCGUUGUGCUCGAUCCUGCUCAGCAGCUCCUCACGCAGCUGCUGCAGUAGACUGUCCCUCCCGUACAUGCCCGCUGUCUCCUCUCCCCACCGUCGCGCGAGCUGGUCGCUGUCCUCGAUAACCAGCAUCCCGUCGAAGCCAUAGGGCGCUGGUGCUGAUGACGAGAGCUGGAGGGCGUGCUGGUCGGCAGCGGGUGGCAGGGCGACCAAUUCCACUGAAGAAGAGUUGGCGACGGCCUGCAUCUGGGCUUGGGCCUGGUCGUCGAGGCUGCUGAUGCCGACGAGGAACUCGUCACUCACUUGGUCGGGUGCGGCCUCCUCUAUGACUAUGACAGUGGGCGCAUCAACAUCUGACAUGACGAACAGCACCAACACCCAGGCAGUGCGCAGUGCGUGGUUGUCACUCCGCAUGGUGCCAUGUGUAUGUAAAGGUACCUUCCAGUCGAUCUUGUUGCAGCCCUUCUGCCGCUCCCUCCCUGUGUGCGGGAUCGACAAGGUCCCCGGCGCUCUCGAAGACCCGCGACAAUGCAGCCCUGACAGACAGACAGACAGAGAGACAGGGCAGUCAACAUCGUGUGUAUCGUGGCCAUGCAGUAACGCAUCAGCCUGUGUGCAGAUAGCACCCACCUCUCAGGCCAGCUCCUUGCGAGGCGCGGCAUGAGGAGCGUCAGCAUGUCCGUGCGCAUCUCAUCUGUCAUCGCACACAUCACAUGCAUCCAAAGGAUAGCUGUGCUGUCGCUGCUUGGAUGAACUCUCGUCGCCACUUGCGCGAGAAUCCUACCGUCUGCCUCGAUUUUGUCGACGUGCUCCGCGCAGAAGGCGGCCACGGCUCUGAAGAAAGGCGGGGUUCCCAUCCCUACACACACACAAUGCGCAUGCAGUGAUCCAUCCGUCCGUCGUCAUGGAUGUGUGUGGUAGGUGGCUUCUCUCCCUACCCGUGUCAGCGACUUGUUUGAGGACACCCAGCACCUCUGCCGGCGCCGCACCGCUGCCCUCGAGGUGCCCAGCCAUCGCCUCCUGAGCCCGCCUGUACGCCUUGUGCAGCCACACCGGCACACGGCCUGCCUGAUGCAGCCCCGCUGGAUCUGUAUCGUCCUCAUGCUCGGUAGUGGCGGCGUCUUGUUGAGCGCCCUGCGAGGUCUCGUCAGGAUCGUCGUGGCCCUUGCCGACCCAUUGUGGUAUAGGUGCCGCAUGGCUGGAAAGGCAGAAGUCAGUGGCGAUGCGCAGCAAAGCGGACCAUUCAGCCACGUGCGGCCGGGGGGACUUCUGGGUGAGGGGGAUCGAGAUGGCCUGCACAAACGGAGAGGACAAAUGCGGCGGCCGCAGCAGCUUCUGUUGUGUUGUGUUGUGUUGUGUCGUUGGUUUCUUUGCCCACCUGUCUGCAGCAUUCCCCGAAGGCGUCUUGUGUUAUGGGUGUGCGUGCGAGUGCCGCCAGCACCUCCACGGCCCCUCUGAAGUUCAUCUCGCGCCAAUGCAGCGUGCAAAUGCUGAGACACAAGUAGGACACACAGCACAAUACAGGCAGAGGCAUGCAGACUCCUUCCCUCCCUUCGUCCCUACCUGUGCAACAGAUGCCUCCGGAGCUUCUCGUGAGGAAUGGCGUCAUGGUGUGGCAGGAGGCCCACAGAGCACCGCAGAGGGAUGGGCACCCACCUCUCCCUGUCAGCCUUGCUCGCCGCACGACCGUUUGCCGUCUUCCUCACGUCGCUCAGGCACUUGCACAUCUGGUCGUUCAAAAAGGCGACCACGUCGUCCGUCGCCUGCUGCUGCUGCUCGCCACCCCUGGUCGCUUGGCGGACCACCAGCCACGACUCGAGGGCGCUGGUGAGCUCAUAGAGGCCACAAUUCGGGUGGCUAAACUUGCUGCGCGUCAGGCUGGCGAGCAACUCGUGGUCUGCCGGUUCCACGGUGAGGAUGCCCUUGGCGCAUAGGAGGGCAUAUGACCUCAGGGACAGGCGGAUGUCACCGUGGGUGAGUGCGCCUUCCUUCUUCGAGGUGACCGACGCUCUUGUCAGCUGCUUGACAACCACCCCUUUCCACAGGUCUUGAGCGACGUGGCUAAGGAGCGCCGGCAGCUGCCUGUCGAGGCCCCCGACCGCCCGCAGCAUGAUGACCACAUCAUGGGCUCUCAGGUCCGCCUUGAAGGGCUUCAGAGGGUCCAGAAUGACACUCACGAUCGUGCUCAGCAGCUCCUGCGCACUCGCCCUUUUCUCGGCUUGGGAGCCGGCCACAGCUGCGGCCAUCUUGAGCAGCACGCGCCAGUCGCCCUCCAGCCCCUGACCCCAGCCCUCGGACCUGUCCACUCGCCGGCAUAGAGCGGAGCAGACGGCAUCCCACGUGUCAUCGGGCACUCGGGGGCUCUUCUUGAGUGCGAGAGCCACGCCUGUGACUGCACUGACGGACAUGUCGGUCAGUUGUGCCGGGGUGAGCUGAAGCAGCUGGUCGGGGGAAGGCAAACGGGGCGAGAGGGAGGGGGAGGUGUGAGUGGGGCCGGGGUCUGACGGGGGGGAGGGAGCUGCUUCCUUGCGGAGCUGGCGCUCCAUCGCCCUGCAAGACCAGACAGACCAACAGACACACGAGUGAGACGAGAGAAUGCAUCGUGUGCGCUGUGUAUGAGUCUCACCUGGUUUGUAUCUGCUGUGCGAGUGUCUUGUCGGGCAGGUCGGCCACAUACUGCCCGAACUCGGGCAGUGCGGCUAGGUGACCGAUGUGCCGCGGGUCGUCCGCCCGGUCACACAGCAUCUCCAGCUCCUUCUCCACCAAACGCACCAUCCUCUGCCGAAAUGUCCGCACCAGACCGGGCACCUCCUCCUGCCCCUCACCGCCACUACUUCCUCUCCCCCAUUCAUGACGGUCUCUCAUGAGCGUCCGCCUGAGCAGUAUGAAGCACUUGAAGAUGUCCCUCUUCUCGAAAGGAUGUAGUCGGUGCUGAUCAAAGUAGCUCCGACAGUGCUGACCGAUGACGGUCAGGCCCUCCUGCAGCCGGCUGUUGAGGGCGAUCUCGCGGAUGGCGGAGUGGGGGUGGAUGGGGGAGAGGACAUACUGCAUGAGGGAGGUGAAGCUGCUGGCGGCCAAACACAGCUGCUGCGAGCUCUGAGGGCCGGCCGACUGCAUCAAGGGCAAAACCGCACCAUGCCAGAGGGACAAGAGCUGCUGCGGGCCGGGCAGGCCGCUCAUCGUUGCCGGGUCAGCCGCCCCCUUGACGGCAUGCUCGCUGUACGCCCGCACCACAAUCAUGGCCUCCGUCGCGUUGAGCGCCGUCGCGUUGAGGCCCUUCUCGCCCGAUGGGAAGAUCCGUUGAUGGGCCGCCUCAUAGACAUCUCGCGCCACAUCGACCAGCUCAGGUCUUGAAAAGGCUGACACAGCGCUCACGAGCGUCUGUAUGUCCUCACGGCUGACGAAGGGGUCGUUUCUUGCACGGAUCUGCUGGGAGAUGGCCGCGCUGAGGCCGCGCAACGCACCGAUGUCUGUGGACUUGGCGCGCUUGAGUUGGAGCGCCUGCACGACCAGUGACCCCAGAUCAUUGCCAGCAAGAGAAAGAGAAGAGGUAGGCCCUCCCUGCUGCUGCGGGCGGCGGGGGAGAGCAGGUGGUCGUGUCAUGGACUCUGCCGCAAGCCUGGCGGCCCGUGUGGUCGUUGAUGAUGACGAUGCUGGUACAGCAGAAACCAUUGGGAUGGCUGCAAAUCCGAAUUUGACAGCAGAUCUGCUGUCAGCGCAUCAACCUCGUCUUCUCUCAGUCGCUUCAUUCCUUC
Messenger RNA from Vitrella brassicaformis, 4626 nucleotides. NCBI's taxonomy places the organism in Eukaryota, Vitrellaceae. The record is from the annotation of a GenBank genome assembly.